AUGGAUACUAGCAUGGGGAGCGAAUUCCUGGAAUAUCUUGGUCAGAGCCGGCGUGAAGCUGCCGGCAUCUCUGCGACGAUGUUCGAUGGUCUGAGAGAUGCUCAGAAUCGUGCCAUCAGCGCCGGCGCUCCCCCAACGCGGCUGCCAGCACUCUCGCCCAUUUUCCUUCUCGAGCGCCUGUCUAGGAAAAAUCGGCCCAGACUGUCGGAAGGAUGGCGGCGAUAUCUGGUUGACUACGCAGUUGCGUUGACGACGCUCCAGCGGGCCGAGAGGCUACUUUGGGCGCUCGACAACGCCCUAGUGGCCGACGUCGCGGAGCUCCUCUACAAGGGUAAAUCGUCCGUUAUCAUCCCCAUCGUGGCCGCCGAGCUUGCCAACGGGCCUCGCCUAACCCGCGUCAUCGUGCCCAAGUCGCAGUCGAGGCAGAUGAUGCACACACCGACGUGUGCCCUGGGUGGGCCCUGGGUGUACCUCUUUGAGAAGGGUUCGAGGGACGUCAUCGACGAAAGUGACGACGUCUUCAGCACCAAGUCGGAGCUCACAUACACGAUUGGACAGAAACAGGCCGCCGAUUUCAGCCGUUUGAGAUGGCGUCUGAUCCAGAGUAUCCUCGGCUUGGCGGCCGAGAUAAUCCCGAAGCUCUCCCAGCAGUAUCCUGACAAGUCUAUUACCAGCCGUCGGCCCCGGUCAUCGGCACACCACAGCGGCCCACCGCUGGCCAACGACAUCCUCCACCACGUUGCCAGAUCCAAGCCGAAGAUUCGCGUCAUCCUAGACGCCAGCGCGCAGAUAGUAGAGCUAGGAAACGACCAAGCCGCGCGGUGCUGGGUGGAGUUGGUGCCAGACGAGGACAUUAGAGCCACCAUCUUCUUCAACGCGGCCAAGGACUUGUGCGUCGUGGAGCGGGACGGCACCACCGAGCCGUUUCUCACGUCCUCGUACGCAACCAACAUGGCCGCUUGUAUCGUCUUCCUUGACCAGACCCGCGGCACCGAUCUACGCCUGCCCAGCCACUACCGUGCGGCCGUGACACUCAGACCGGGGCUGACGAAAGACAGAUUAGUGCAAGCUGUCCUUACUUUGGCUCCCAAUCAAAUGACGAGAAAAGGCGAGCAAAAUCUGACAAACAUUCCUCAUAUUGCCAGGUUCCAUUAA
Lasiosphaeria miniovina is the source of this 1155-nucleotide messenger RNA. RefSeq lists its product as uncharacterized. The transcript has 5 exons. The coding region runs from base 1 to 1155 and encodes 384 amino acids. Gene Ontology annotation, cellular component: nucleus; cytoplasm. Gene Ontology annotation, molecular function: K63-linked polyubiquitin modification-dependent protein binding; cysteine-type deubiquitinase activity. The record is from RefSeq and is a predicted model, not a curated record. Gene Ontology annotation, biological process: protein deubiquitination involved in ubiquitin-dependent protein catabolic process. NCBI's taxonomy places the organism in Eukaryota, Fungi, Ascomycota, Sordariomycetes, Sordariales, Lasiosphaeriaceae.